This is a messenger RNA of Thyridium curvatum, 3978 nucleotides long. RefSeq lists its product as uncharacterized. The transcript is spliced from 5 exons. Lineage: Eukaryota; Fungi; Ascomycota; Sordariomycetes; Thyridiales; Thyridiaceae. The coding region runs from base 1 to 3978 and encodes 1325 amino acids. Gene Ontology annotation, molecular function: tRNA binding; protein binding. Gene Ontology annotation, cellular component: cytosol; elongator holoenzyme complex. The record is from RefSeq and is a predicted model, not a curated record. Gene Ontology annotation, biological process: tRNA wobble base 5-methoxycarbonylmethyl-2-thiouridinylation.
AUGAGGAACCUUCGCAAUAUCCGCUAUGAGACGGCCAGGUGUGCAGCUGAUAUCACCUCAGCUUGCUGGGACGCCGCCUCUGACGAGGUCCUCGUCACAUUCGGGCCGGACGAGAACGACGGCAAGAUCGAGUUGGCCAGGGUGGCGAACGGCACAGCUCCGAGGCCGUGGGAUCUCCAAUGUCGGACGGUAGCCUCCUGGGAUACCCCUAGUCCGAACCCAGACUUGGCUGUGGACAGGGUCGUGAGCCUUCAUCACUUCAGUGACAAUCUCACGACAUGUGUUGUCCUGGCCGGGGGUGACAUCGUCGUCGUUCAGGAGGAUAAUGCCGGUGUCGCUUCUGAAAAUGUCCACAUUGAGAUUGUAGGUUCGAUAGAUGCGGGGAUCACUGCUGCACGCUGGUCGCCCGAUGAGGACUUGUUGGUCAUCGCCACGUCCGCCGGCACGGUCGUCUACAUGAGCCGCAGCUUCGACGGUAUUGCUGAGGCCACCAUGGCGGCCGAGGAUCUCAAGAUGUCAAAGCAUGUCUCUGUUGGAUGGGGCAAGAAGGAGACGCAGUUUCAAGGGCGCGGUGCCAAAGCCCUUCGAGACCCCACAAUACCAGAAAAGGUCGACCAAGGUGUGCUCAGCCCUCAAGAUGACCGACGGACGACAAUCAGCUGGCGUGGUGACGGUGCCUUCGUUGCCGUCAACAGCCUAGAGGCCUCUGAAAGGAGGGUCAUCCGCGUCUACAGCCGGGAGGGCGUGCUCGACAGCGUAAGCGAGCCCGUUGACGGCCUAGAGGGUGCCCUAAGCUGGAGGCCGGCUGGCAACCUCAUGGCCGGCAUUCAGGCUGUUGGCGGUGGCGCGGAUGUUGUCUUCUUUGAGAGGAACGGACUGCGGCACGGGAAUUUCACCCUCCGGUCUCCUCAUCAGGUCGACAACACUGGAGUACCCCUCGAGCUGGAAUGGAAUUCUGACUCGACCGUUCUGGCUGUCAAGUACGAGAGUGUUGUCCAGCUAUGGACCAUGGGAAAUUACCACUGGUACCUCAAACAGGAGAUCUUCACCGGUCCAGGAUGUUCGCACGUUGUAUGGCAUCCCGAGAAGUCAUUACGCCUUGCUACGGCGGCCUCUGAUAACCUUCUGUCUACUGAACACAUCUUCCACAUUGCAAGGGGUCCACUGACUGAGCCCAAUGACCACGGAGCGGUAGCCGUCAUUGACGGUUCUACUGUUAAACUCACACCCUUGAGAACGGGAAAUGUUCCGCCGCCGAUGGCUCUUUUCGAAAUCACUGACGCUGCCUCCAGCGUGGUCGAUGUCGCUUUCUCGAAAGACCAUUCUACGAUGGCAGUACUCCAUCAGACCGGAGUCAAUUUCUAUGCCUGGCAGACCAAAGGUGCCCGAAGUUUGGCCCCUAAGUUGAUCGGCCAGGUCGAGUUUGAGGAGACAGAACGGCGUUUGUUCGAGCGUCCGGUUUUUCAAAUAUGUUUCUCAGAAGGAGAAGCCGCCCACGUUCUAUAUGGGGGCGAAGGCCCACAGAUCAGUCUUUGCCGCCCUGGCAUGACCGAAAAGCUGACUCUGGAGGGUCUCGAGCAGAACGAGAUCGUCUCAUUUGUGACCUCAUCUUCGGAGGACUCGACGGCGAUUGGUCAAUCGCGAAGCGGGCAGUUAUUCAGGAUCUCGAACGAGGAACAAGAGACGCUCCCUAUAAAAUUCCCCUUGCAACUUCCUUGGGCAGAAGUUGUGUCAUAUGGCGAGAGCCCUAUUGCGUUCGGGUUGUCAAGGAGUGGGCAUCUGUAUGCCAAUUCUCGGCUGCUGACCAAAAAUUGUACAUCCUUUGUGGUCACUAGGGAGCACCUUAUCCUGACUACUAGCAAUCACUUCCUCAAGUUUGUGCAUCUUGACGAUGUUGAAGAGCUCAGCAUGCCCGGCGAUGACCCAGAAAACGAUGAACGGUGCCGAAGCAUUGAGCGAGGAGCUCGCUUGGUGACUGCAAUGCCCACGAACAUGAGUGUCGUGCUUCAGAUGCCCCGGGGCAAUCUUGAAACCAUCUAUCCUAGGGCCAUGGUGCUUGCAGGCAUCAGACGCCUCAUCGAGGAGAAGGACUACGGCAAGGCUUUCAUGACAUGUCGCUCCCAGCGAGUCGACAUGAACAUCUUGUACGACCACAGGCCCGAGCAAUUGCUCUCCAAUGUCAAAUUGUUCUUGGAUCAGCUGAAAGAUGUCACUUACGUUGACUUGUUCUUGUCGUCUCUAAAGGAGGAGGAUGUGACGCAGACCAUGUACAAAGACACGAGGCCCGUGAAGAGCCAGGAGGUACCCGGCCUUCUCAACCCAGUCGCCGCUGUGCCGGCUGCGAAACCAGCAGGCUCUAAAGUAAACGUGGUCUGCGAUGCGGUGCUGGCUAGUCUGCACACUCAGAAGAACGCCAAUCUACAGAACAUCAUUACGGCGCACGUCUGCAAGAAUCCUCCUGCCCUCGACGACGGCCUCCAGGUCGUUGCCGAGCUCAUGAAAGAGGACGAGUCCCUGGCUGAGCGGGCAGUCGAACAUAUCUGCUUCCUGGCUGAUGUAAACCAGCUCUAUGACCAGGCGCUUGGCCUUUACAACCUAGACCUCACGCUCCUGGUAGCCCAGCAAUCGCAAAGAGACCCUCGAGAGUAUCUGCCUUUCAUUCAAGGGCUUCACCAGUUGCCCGAGCUGCGACGAAAAUUCACCAUUGAUGAUUACCUCAACCACCGCCAGAAGGCGCUCGCGCACCUUCAUGCCCUGAACGUCUUUGACGAAGUGAGAGACUACACCGCAAAGUACGAGCUCUACCAGACAGCGCUGGGGUUGUACAAGUACGAGACGGAGCGGCACAACAUCUUGAUGGACAUGUAUGCCGAGUUCCUGGCGUCGAGGUCCAAGAACAGGGAGGCCGGGCUCGCCUACGAAUCCCUCGGCAACUAUGCCAAGGCCGCGGUGUGCUACCGCGCAGCGGGCGCCACUUGCUGGCGGGAGUGCCUCUUCGCGGCCCAGCAGCAGCAGGACCCGCCCCUCUCGGCAACCGCCUUCUCGGAGCUGGCCACGACCCUCGCGGAGGCCCUCUACGAGGCCAAGGACUACAGCUCGGCGGCGACGGUGCACCUCGACUACCUCUCGUCGGUCGAGUCGGCCGUGCGCUGCCUCUGCAGGGGUUACCACUUCGCCGACGCAAUGCGGGUCGUCGCCCUGCGGGGGCGGCCGGACCUGCUGGCGUCGGGCGUCGACGCGGGGCUCGCGGACGCGCUGUCCUCGUCGACGGAGCUGCUCGCCGACUGCAAGGCCCAGCUGAGGGCGCAGGUGCCGCGCAUCCUCGAGCUGCAGCGCAAGGCCGUCGAGGACCCGCUCGGCUUCUACGAGGGCGACGACCAGCGCGCCGCCGGCGCCGGCGGAGACGUGCCCGACGACGUCUCCGUCGCGGCGUCGUCGCGCGCCGCCAGCACCUCGGCCAGCCUGUUCACGCGGUACACGGGCAAGGCCGGCAGCGUGGGCACGGCCGGCACGGGCGUCAGCCGCGCGACGCACAAGAACCGCCGGCGCGAGGAGAAGAAGCGCGCGAGGGGGCGCAAGGGCACCGUCUACGAGGAGGAGUACCUCGUCAACAGCGUGCGGCGGCUCGUGGAGCGGGUCGGCGCCGCGGGGCCCGAGGUCGAGCGGCUCGUGGCCGGGCUGGCGCGGCGGGGCAUGCAGGAGAGGGCGCGGGCGGCGGAGGCGCUCAUGGCCGAGGUCGUCGAGGGCUGCCGGGCUGCCGUGGCGGAGAUCUGGGCCGCGGACAAGGCGGGGCCGGAGGGUGGCAAGGGGCCCUCUCCCGAUGGCGAGGCUACUGGUGGUGGUGGCGGUGGUCCGCAGGAGGAGUAUGCGCGGUUGCUUGGUGGGGAAGCGGUGCUGGCUGAGAGCCUGGAGGCUAUGAAGUCGAGGCAGACGCCGCCUGUGGUCAAGGACUUUGCGAGAUUGUCGCUGCUGGGUUAG